CGAACCUCUCCGCGCUGGCAUUUGCUGCCCAAGAUCCUCUCGCGGAAUAUUCAAUUCAAUUUAAAUUUGAAUAAAACCAAAAAUUAUGCAUUAGUCACGACACGAAUUUCAAACAGUUUAACGAAAAUGUCGAAUUUAUGGAGCACAUGUGUGCACAAGUUUUUCAAAUACGCGCCCAGCUAUGUGGUGUGCUUAUGCUUUCUGCCCUGCGGCCUCAUCUUUGGUUACACGAUCUGCUCCUUUGUGGCCGAGCGCAAUCUGGAGUCGAACCUCAAUGACUAUGGACCACUCAUUUUGGGCGCCUGCCUGUCGCUCCUCACCGCCCUCGGCCUGCUGGCGUUGAAGUAUAUCAAGCACUGCAUUCUCUACUGGCAGCCAUUCAUACUGCUGGCGGCGGGCGUAUUCAAUGUAAUCUCCAGUUGUUUCUAUUUUGCCGAUGGCUUUGAUCACGUGGGCGCCUAUAUGUCAUAUGUGGCGCACAGCUUGACCUUUGUGGCUGGCUACGGAUUCCUGCACACCAUCAGCUCGAAGAGCAGUCGGUCCUUAAUGAUAUCCGGCUGCUGUAGCUGCUAUCUGCUGGGCAUUGCGUCUGCGGUGAGCCUAAUUGGCGGCACAUAUGUAAAGAAUCUGGAGCAGUAUGCCGGCCAGCAGGCUACCACGGAGCAACUGAUCGAUGGCAUCUAUGUGAACUUUGCUGCCACCUAUCUAUCCAUAGCGAUUGUCAUGCUGGCCGUUCUAAUUGGUCUGAAGGCGCUGCAUGUGCUGGGCACGGUGGACAUGACCAACAGCAUGGACAACGAUCUGAGGAUUGCGAAUGCGAACGGCAGCAUCUUUGAGUCACGCGCGGAUGUCAUCAAGCGGCUGCAGUUCUUCUAUGUCAUCAAGAAUCAACAGUGGCAUGUGACGCUGCUGCUGCUCUUCGUGGAGGCCAUCCAAUAUGCGCUCUUCAUCUAUCUGGUCUUUUGGUUUGCCCUCAACGAUGCGAUGCGUCUGGAUGAAUUGGCCCACAUCGACUCCAUGUUCUGGGUCAUAUUCGCUGGCAGCGUUCUGGCCAUCGUUUGCCUGUGCUUCUACUCAGCCAAGGUGCACUUUGUGACCACGCAAGUGCUGCUGCUGCUGCUCACGGUGCUGGCAAUGAUUAUAUACGGUGCGACCAGCUCGAAGGUGACUUUCUGGCUGCUCCUGGUCCUCUUCGGCAUGGGUUAUUCCAGUCUGCAGAUUGUGCUGCUGGAGGUAACGCAUCUGCGUUUCACCGAAUGCAUCAUCUUUGUCUCCUACACACUCAAAUUGGUCAGCACCAGCAUCGUGUACUACUAUUUUGUGGCCAAUGUGAAUAAUUCGUAUUUCUAUGCCAAGGAUGAGAGCACGCUGAUCGCCCAGGGAUUUGUAUACAUGAUUAUAACGUCUCUGCUUGCGCUGGUCGUUGGCAUGAAGGUGCCGCGCACGCAUCGCAGCAAAUUGUUGGAUAUACAGCACGAGGUCUAUGGCAUUAUCUUCAUGAAGCAUCAGAUCGAGCAGCUGAAUGUGCGCUGGCUUAACGAUGGCACCAUACCGACCAUCAAUCAAUGAUGCAGUUGCUCACACAUGUUCA
Messenger RNA from Drosophila novamexicana, 1591 nucleotides. RefSeq lists its product as uncharacterized. Bases 127 to 1569 code for a protein of 480 amino acids. The transcript is spliced from 3 exons. The record is from RefSeq and is a predicted model, not a curated record. Lineage: Eukaryota; Metazoa; Arthropoda; Insecta; Diptera; Drosophilidae.